Molecule: messenger RNA, 2485 nt
Organism: Empidonax traillii (willow flycatcher)
Lineage: Eukaryota; Metazoa; Chordata; Aves; Passeriformes; Tyrannidae
Gene: GAS6
Product: growth arrest specific 6
Exons: 16
Cellular component (GO): extracellular region
Molecular function (GO): calcium ion binding
Source: RefSeq, a predicted model, not a curated record
CCCGGCCCGGCCGCAGCCGCCGCGCCGCAUCAUGCCGCAUCCCGCGGCGCCCCUCGGGGCCGCCCUGCUGCUCGUCCUGCUGGCGGCGGACUCCUCGCAGACCGUGCUGCUGCGCGCCCCGGAGGCUGCCCAGUUCCUGCGGCAGAGGCAGCGGAGAGCCUACCAGAUCUUCGAGGAGACCAAGCAAGGGCACCUGGAGAGGGAGUGCGUGGAGGAGCACUGCAGCAAGGAGGAGGCCCGGGAGGUGUUUGAGAACGACCCGGAGACGGAAUAUUUUUACCCGAAAUACUUGGCUUGUAUUCAGAAAUAUGGAUCGCCGUAUACAAGAAGUCCAGAUUUCCUUACAUGCGUUCAUAAUUUGCCAAACCAGUGUUCUCCUGAUCCUUGUUACAAAGAGGGGACCGUCAAAUGUGAGGAUCUCAAGGGGGACUUCUAUUGUGAAUGCAAGCGUGGCUGGCAGGGAAAAACAUGUGAAAAAGAUAUUGACGAAUGCAGAACGCAGAACGGCGGCUGUAGCCAGGUCUGUCUCAACAAGCUAGGCAGCUACCGUUGCUCAUGCAACAGUGGUUACACUCUUAAAGACAGCAAAACAUGUGAAGACAUAGAUGAAUGUGCAGCAUCAGCAGACAUCUGUGGAGAAGCUCACUGUAAAAAUUUAAUAAGCUCGUACGAAUGUCUCUGUGACCCAGGCUACAAGUACGAUGACGUGAAAAAAACUUGUCAGGAUAUAGAUGAGUGUGAAGAAAAGCUCUGUGAACAGACCUGUGUCAACUCACCAGGGAGUUAUACCUGUCAUUGUGAUGGCAGAGGGGGAGUGAAACUUUCCCGGGAUAUGAAUACAUGUGAGAACAUCAUACCAUGUGUGCCUUUUGCUGUUGGAAGAAGUGUUAAAUCCUUGUACCUGGGGAGGAUGUUCAGUGGCACUCCUGUUAUCAGGCUGCGCUUCAAAAGGAAACAACUGACAAGACUUGUGGCUGAGUUCGACUUUAGAACCUUUGAUCCUGAAGGUAUCCUUUUCUUUGCUGGAGGCCAUCAAGACAGCACAUGGAUAGUCUUGGCAUUGCGCAAAGGACGGCUAGAGCUGCAGCUGAAAUACAACGGCAUAGGGCGUGUGACGAGCACUGGACCACUUAUCAACCAUGGCAUGUGGCAAACGAUCUCUGUUGAAGAACUCGAAAGAAAUUUGAUUUUAAAGGUCAACAGGGAUGCAGUUAUGAAAAUAGCCGUCUCAGGGGAUCUGUUUACUCUAGACAAAGGAGUGUAUCAGCUGAAUUUGACAGUAGGAGGUAUUCCUUUCAAAACAAAGGACCUUAUUCUACCCGUAAGUAUAGCAUGAUCCCUCAUGCUGCUUUGUAUGACGGAAGGGCUUGAUUUUGUCUUUCCUGAGAGCAGUUCAACCUGCCCUGAAACAGGAGCACAUGACAAAAUUCACUGCGGUCCUGUGGCUGGAAGGCACAAGUCCUAUGUGUGUCCUGCACUUUUUUUUUUUUUUUUUGCAGUGCAACCUUCUUCUGGAAAUGAAACCAAGAAGAAUUGGGAAAUAGAAGUAAAUGCUGUAAUUCAACCAGCAACAGAUACUGGUGUGCUGUUCGCUCUAGUUACAGAAGAAGCAUCUGUCCCUUUAUCACUGUCUCUGAUUGACUAUCAUUCCACAAAGAAACUGAAACAACAGUUUAUCACUGUGGCCUUGGAGAACAUAGUUGUGUCCCGACUGGCAAUAAAUCUCUGUGAUAAGAAGGAACACGCUGUGGACGUCCUCCUCAAGAAAGAUCACUUAUCCCUGAAGGUAGAUGGGAUGGCAGGAGAGAGUGAACUAAGCAUCUCUGAGUUAGAGGACAUUCUGUCCAUCUUGGAGAGUUCUUUGCAGUCACCGGUGAAAACAUACGUGGGAGGAUUGCCAGAUGUUCCUGUCACUUCUACUCCGGUCACCGCGUCCUACCAUGGCUGCAUGACUGUCAAGCUGAGCAACAAGGCACUGGACUUAGAUGAGGCUCUCUACAAGCACAGUGACAUCACCUCACAUUCCUGUCCUCCAGUUGAGGCAGGCCCGUAGGUACCACUACAGUGCGAAAGUUUUAUACUCAGAAACUUUCAAUGCUUUUCUUUUUUUUUAAAGAUAUAAAUUAUUCAGAUCUACCGCACUGCGUGUAUAGUUUCUCUUAAACACUGAAGUUAUGUAGGAGCUACUGAUCUUUAUGUCAGAUUGAUUAUUGAAAUACUCUUUGCUUUGAGGUUUAAAGGUUGUAAUAUAUUUGUAAAUAGUUCAGAAGACUAAUAUUAAAUAAGGCAGAAGUACAGAAUAUACCAAAAGUGAAUGUUAUCUUUAGGCCGUAAGAGACAGUUUUAUCUGUAAUGUGCAAACUAUGGUAAUAUAUCAGUGUGGACUGGAAGAAAAAUAAUAAUUCUGUAUAAUUUUUUAUUACCAAACACUGCUUUCUGAUUUGCAAAAUAUGAGAGAAUAAAAUAUUUACAUACAAGUUUUUAA